Molecule: messenger RNA, 4473 nt
Organism: Bubalus bubalis (water buffalo)
Lineage: Eukaryota; Metazoa; Chordata; Mammalia; Artiodactyla; Bovidae
Gene: LZTS3
Product: leucine zipper tumor suppressor family member 3
Exons: 5
Coding region: 501-2609 (702 amino acids)
Biological process (GO): regulation of dendritic spine morphogenesis
Cellular component (GO): dendritic spine
Source: RefSeq, a predicted model, not a curated record
UUACAAAAGUGGUGCGGACUGGUUUGUGGGAGUUUUCCAACCACCUCGGGCUGUAAUUCCAGGUGUGGCCAGAAGACACCUGAAAGGCAAGAGUUUUGUUUGGUUCCCCUGGUCUGGGACCUGAUAGCCUCAACACAGCAUUAGAAGUGGGCAUCUGGGUAGAAGACAGUUUGAAACAGCACUCAAGGGGCCCAGGACUGCCACCUGUACCCCUUCAUCUUAGCAGACAAGGAAGACAGGGUUUAAAGGACUGAAGGGCGCCCCCUGCCAUUUUUGGCACUUGUAUGAGCGUCUGCUCGCGGCCGGCACUGCCUGCAGCCCCUGUCCGGCUGAAUAUGAGGCUCUCUGGGGCAGGUGUUCCUUUGGUACGGACUUGAGACAAAGGAACCAGGAAGCAGGGCCUUCCAGAGCACAGAGGAGAAAACUGCAGUCCGGGAUGGCUCAGUCGGCCGGUCCAAAGUCGCGUAGCUGGUUCGUGCCGAGCUGCGAGAGUGAGGCACAUGGCCCCUGCAGACCGGGCCUCGGAGGGUCCCAGGCUUGAGGCCCCAUCGGCCCCCCACCCCCUUGGAGAGUGCCCCCCUGGCUUAGUCAUGGCGAAGCUGGAGACACUGCCUGUGCGUGCUGACCCAGGGCGAGAUCCCCUCCUGGCCUUCGCCCCUCGGCCCUCUGAGCUCGGACCCCCAGACCCUCGCCUGGCCAUGGGCAGUGUGGGCAGUGGAGUGGCCCACACCCAGGAGUUUGCCAUGAAAAGUGUGGGCACCCGCACGGGGGGUGGGGGCAACCAGGGCAGUUUCCCUGGUCCCCGUAGCAGUGGGGUUAGCAGGGAGAGGCCAGGCCGCUACCCCUCAGAGGACAAGGCUCUCGCCAAUUCACUCUACCUCAAUGGCGAGCUACGGGGCAGCGACCACACGGAUGUCUGCGGCAAUGUGGUGGGCAGCAGCGGCGGCAGCAGCAGCAGUGGCGGCAGUGAUAAGGCCCCACCACAGUAUCGUGAACCCAGCCACCCGCCCAAGCUCCUGGCCGCCUCUGGCAAGCUAGACCAGUGCUCAGAGCCGCUAGUUCGGCCUUCGGCCUUCAAGCCUGUUGUACCCAAGAACUUCCACUCCAUGCAGAACUUGUGUCCCCCACAGACCAACGGGACCCCUGAGGGACGACAGGGCCCUGGUGGCCUCAAGGGUGGACUGGACAAGUCUCGGACCAUGACCCCCGCGGGUGGGGGUGGGAGCGGCCUCUCAGACUCAGGCCGGAACUCACUCACAAGCCUGCCCACCUACAGUUCCAGCUAUAGCCAGCACCUGGCGCCCCUCAGUGCUUCCACCAGCCACAUCAACCGCAUUGGCACUGCCAGCUAUGGUAGUGGCAGUGGUGGUGGCAGCAGUGGUGGUGGGUCGGGCUACCAGGACCUGGCAACGUCCGACAGUGGGCGGGCCUCCAGCAAGAGUGGGUCAUCCUCAUCCAUGGGGCGACCAGGUCACCUGGGAUCAGGGGAGGGUGGAGGAGGAGGCCUGCCAUUUGCGGCCUGCUCACCACCUUCGCCCAGUGCUCUGAUCCAGGAGCUAGAGGAGCGGCUGUGGGAGAAGGAGCAGGAGGUGGCAGCUCUGCGGCGUAGCCUGGAGCAGAGUGAGGCGGCGGUGGCCCAGGUGCUGGAGGAGCGUCAGAAGGCCUGGGAGCGUGAGCUGGCUGAGCUGCGGCAGGGCUGCAGUGGCAAGCUGCAGCAGGUGGCCCGGCGAGCCCAGCGCGCCCAGCAAGGCCUGCAGCUACAGGUGCUGCGGCUGCAGCAGGACAAAAAGCAGCUACAGGAGGAGGCAGCCCGGCUGAUGCGGCAGCGGGAAGAGCUUGAGGACAAGGUUGCCGCCUGCCAGAAGGAACAGGCCGACUUCCUGCCCCGGAUGGAGGAAACUAAGUGGGAGGUAUGCCAGAAGGCUGGGGAGAUUUCCCUUCUGAAGCAGCAGCUGAAGGACUCGCAGGCGGAUGUGUCCCAGAAGCUGAGUGAGAUUGUUGGGUUGCGCUCACAGCUGCGGGAGGGCCGGGCCUCCCUGCGGGAGAAGGAGGAGCAGCUGCUCAGCCUGAGGGACUCCUUCAGCAGCAAACAGGCCAGCCUGGAGCUGGGUGAGGGAGAGCUGCCCUCUGCCUGCCUCAAGCCGGCGCUGACCCCAGUGGACCCGGCUGAGCCACAGGAUGCACUGGCCACCUGCGAGAGCGAUGAGGCUAAGAUGCGCCGUCAGGCUGGGGUGGCUGCUGCCGCCUCCUUGGUUUCCUUGGAUGGGGAGGCGGAUGCUGGUGGGGAGAGUGGGACGCGGGCCCUGCGGCGGGAGGUGGGGCGGCUGCAGGCUGAGCUGGCAGCUGAGCGGCGAGCCCGGGAGCGCCAGGGUGCCAGCUUUGCAGAGGAGCGCCGAGUGUGGCUGGAGGAGAAGGAGAAGGUCAUCGAGUACCAGAAGCAGCUGCAGCUGAGUUAUGUGGAGAUGUACCAGCGCAACCAGCAGCUGGAGCGCCGGCUGCGAGAGCGAGGGGCUGCGGGAGGUGCCAGCACACCUACACCCCAACAUGGGGAGGAGAAGAAAGCCUGGACCCCCUCCCGCCUUGAGCGCAUCGAGUCCACAGAAAUAUAAUCUCCUACCUGGGCAUGUGGCCUUUUGACAAAUACCCAGUCAAAGGCCAGAGUCCCCAGUAUCCUCUUCCCUGCCAUCUCUUUUCCCCAUGUCCCCUGAAUCCCCAGACCAAAGAGGUUCUCAAAGCAGCUGUGACCAGGCCCCUCCCCUCCCCUCACUGGGUGCCUCCCAGCUCUACCACUGCCCCACUAGGCAGCCCACUCAACCCUCCUCCCAAGGAGGAAAUAGGGGGAGGGCAGAGUGACUGGGGCUGAGGGUCCAGGCAGCAGGGGAACUUGGGCUCCUUUUCUUGGAACUCCCUUGUUGGAGAGGUGGCAGGCCUUGCAGAGCCAUGAGGUGCCCAGCCCCUUGGUGGGUCUGGGCUGCUACUGUCGGCCACCCUGUGUCCAGAGAUGCUCUCUGUACCAAUCUCCUAGGCCGUGUAGCCUGAGGGGGACUGUGUGGGGUCUGCCAAAGCUGACACUGGGCUCCUGGCCUCCCUCUUUCCUGCACUCUUCUCCCUCCCUGGGCAGAUUGGCAGGACACGUGGGAGCAGAUGGCCUGCCUGCUGUUGAGAGGGCUACCUGCCUAGCCCCUCCCUGCCAAGGUCUACAGCCUGGGCUAGUCCUGAGUGUGUGUCUAUAUGUGUAUGUUGGAGGAGGUAAGGGCUGAGGCUGGAGGCUUGGUACCCAGGGAAGAUCUGCUGUCCUGUUCUUGGAAAGGGUCACCUGGAGGCUUCUUAGCUCUACCCUCACCCCUCUGACCAGGAUCCUGUAGGACAACAGCCCCGUUUGCUUGGCUGACCCCACACCCAGGGCCACUAUCCAGCUCUAACUACAGUUAUUAAGUGCCACCUGCCUCUCAGGCACUCCCCUCAUCGAGUUUCUGAGGUCCUAUGAGUGUCUGUGAUGUCUUCCUAUGUCUUCCCACUUGAUUCCCUCAGCCACCUUCUGCUUUCGUGCUCAGCCUACUGCUUUCAUGCUCAGAACAUCAUUGUCCUAGGCCACCUCUUCCCCUAAACCUCACCUUUUCUUCCAGUAGAAAACUCUGCUUGAUCUUUGGUGCACUGCCCACUUCCUAGCUCCUUUGGGCCCAAGCCUGAGCCCAAGGCCCUUGUUUUGGGGGGUGGGGGGGUAACUAUGAUUGCUCUUGAAGAGCAAGGCUGAACUGAGAGAAUCACUGACCCCUGGGUCCAAGAGGCCUGAGGUAGCCCAGUGUUUGCCCAGGGUAGUCCUGGCAUGGCCAUUAGUGGGGGUUGGGGCAGCCAGUCACUUCCUCCUCUGGGGGCCCUCUUAGAGUCCAUCUCCCAAAAUAAGAAGGGAAAGGCAAAUUUCUAACACACCAGCAAUAAAAAUCGGAGGAGGUUUGGCCCUCGGCCCUUGUAUUUUUCUUUUAACUCUCUCCUUCCCACCCCCAAGACUGGGUUUGUGGGGCAGGCUGGAGGGAGCUGGCAACUACUGUGAGCAAUCCCCCGACCCCUGACCAGCCUCCUCUCAUGACUGGUGACUGUUUAACGAGCUGUGCACCCCACACACAAACAGGAGUGCCCUUGUGGCCUCUGUUCUGCACAGCCCCUUCUGGUGCCCCUUGCCAGUUCUCUGAGCUGGGUGGGGGGCUGUCCUGGCAAUCACUGCCCAUUCCACUCACUCUUCAUUGCACUGGCCCCAGAACCUGGGCCUGGGCCAGAGGGGCAGGAGGAAGAGGAGGCAUUAGUAUGAAAAAAAAAAAAGUAGAAAAAAAUAUGAACAGACUCAGCUUUGGGAAUUCCAACCACAAAAGAAAUUAUAUAUAAAUAUAUAUAAAUAUAUAUCUCUACCAUAUGUGAUGGAAAGACUUCGUUUUCUUUUCCCAAAGAAAUAAAAUGGAGAAAGCCUCUUGAGUGGCA